Molecule: messenger RNA, 819 nt
Organism: Iphiclides podalirius (scarce swallowtail)
Lineage: Eukaryota; Metazoa; Arthropoda; Insecta; Lepidoptera; Papilionidae
Source: the annotation of a GenBank genome assembly
AUGUUUGAGUGGGCAUAUAGUGGUGCCAAUAAGGCAGUACCCAGAAAUGUAGGUCCAGAAUGUGCCUAUUUUUUAACACCUAAGAGACAAGUAAUUGAAACAAUAAUAGUAACAACGAUUUGUGUGUAUACAUUAGUGAAAAUUUACCCUAAGUUACAUAUUACAGAGGAAAAGAGAUACUUUAAAAGUGAUAGGGGAGGUAAAAGAUUGCUAGUAAUCCUAUUAGCCUUACUAUGGGGUAUGGAGAUUGGAUUCAAGUUUGCAUCACGCACUGUGAUAUAUUUGCUAAACCCCUGUCAUGUUACAACUCUAAUACAGAUUUAUUUGCUGGCAGCUCCUCCUAGCAAGACAGUAACUGCACUAUUUCGUAUCCAUUUGAAUUUAUUGAAUGGACCCCUUUUAGCAUUCCUUUUCCCAGAAACAGCUUCAAGAACGAUUUUUGCAGAAGCUGCGUUAUAUUGGAUACAGCAUGGAAUGAUGUUUGUGAUACCAUAUUAUUUAUUGAGAAUUGGAGGUGUGUAUAAUGUAGAACCGUUUUGGGACUUCAACUGGGCUAUCUUCAGCUACUGCCUGAAUCUUCUUUACCACUUUAUUGUGUUACAGAUAAUCGCCAUUCCAGCGCAAGUCAACUUAAAUCAUAUGCUGUGUCCGGCAAUUUUGGAUCCGUUCGACGGUCCAUGGUUUCGGAUGGCUGCAGUAAUACAUCAGGCUUUACUUUGCCCCUUACUGUGUGGAGCGCCUCAUGAAGAAGAGAUGAUUUGGGAUGAUAUGAAGGCGGGACGCGGACGUAUGCAGGAGCCGUGUGUUGGGAAAGUCAGG